GUCUAUUAGUGCGGGGUGAGUGAGCUUCCGCUGCUGCAGUCGCCUUCAUUUGCUCAAUUAUUAGUCCAUAACCUUAAUGAAGGUUUUCUCUCGGCCACAUAUAGUCAAUUAGGAGGCGGCGAUUUAAACGGCUCCAGUAGCUCCGGGCGCACCGGCAGCAAAUUAACUUGAAAGGCUGAGUUGAGAAGCCACAGGAGGAUGCUGGGAAGUCAUCUCAGUGAAUUCACACUAUUCAUCACAAGGCUGGCUCCACAGCAGCCAGGUGGGAGAGACUCUCAUCCUCCAGCGGACUUUGAAGGGGGUCAGACAUGAGGUCCGGGGGCCAAAUCCGGUCUGCCAAGCCGGCGUACGUUGCCAGUGAGAGUUUGAACCGUUGAUAUCGUGAGCCCCGAAAAUCCCUUGCCGUCUGGCAGUGGUGCAGGAGGAAGCGUGUUUGAUGACAUGAGUCAAGAGUCGGCUUCACUGACACACGGAACUAAGAUGCAAUUGCAAAUGAACAUGUUCACGUCUUUAAACAACAGUCCACUCAUUGUUCAUGGCUUGAAAACGGGCAUUUCUGGGCCUUUAGAAAAAGUAGAACCAAGCAGUACAAGUCACCAAGGAGGUAGAACACGUCACCUGAAGAAGAGCCAUUCAUUCACCAAGACGACUGGGGCUUCAUCUUUGAGACAAGAAUGCGCCCUUGAAUGUUUCUGGUGAUGAAAGCAGUGUGAAAAACUUGGUUAGUUUUGGAAGUACAGGUCAGUUAAGUGUCUAUUUCUGGUGAAUUCUGAUGCAACAAAUUGUGGUUGGUGUUGGAUGGUGGCGGCUAAAUCAGUCCAUCCAUUGUUUUUCUGCUCAUCCAACGUCAUGCGACAAAUGGCCUCAGCGAGACACAAGAUCCAAACUUCCCUCUUUUGAGCACACCGGAUGUGAUGGGCUGAUGAGGCUUCAUGAAACAGUGUCCUCACUUUCAGAGCCCACUACAUGGCACUAAAAUCUUUAGAUUUCAUUCCAGUGAAACCUCACAUCAUUUUAAAACUGACAGCGGCACCUACUGAAUCCCUUGCCGUCUGGCAGUGGUGCAGGAAGAAACAUGUUUGAUGGGAUGAGUCAAGAGUCUGUGCUGUCGGAGCCAGUUAUUACUUGUAGCGUCUUCGGUCUUCUUGCGCAACAUUGUGUCCUGAAUGAAGGUGGCGAACUCACUUGUACACGUGUUCUGAUGGCAAUGACUAGCCAAUACCUGUUUUGUUCUUGUGUGAAGAUGUUUCAUUGUCCAAUAUUCCAGAAGGCGAGGUAACACAUCGUUCUUUCUUCUUUAAAAAAGAUUUGACUUUGCACAAAAAAAGAAAGGGAACCUCUGACAUGCUGCAAACACAGUAAAAAACAAACAAACAAACAAAAAAAAACCACCUGGUUGGUGCGCCACCUCUGGGCAAACCAAAAAAACUACACUUAAAACAAAGACACCCUUAUAGCAAAAUUAAUAUUGUGGCUCAAACAUAGCUGUUCAAACUGCCCAUAAACUCUCAGUCCCUCGAGUCUCCCAAGUUUCUUCUGAACUUAAAUCUGAAAUCAUUUUCAUAGAGGAUCGAAUCCCCCUGCACACGUUAUUUGCAGUGGUAAAGAUGUAAGCAUUUUUAAAUUCCAAGAUGUUAAAUUAUUCAUUACCUGCAUGAGAAUAAAGUGGAAUAUAUGGAGCACUGGCUGCAUAUUUAGGAAAAAUCUGUCUAAUGAUCCGCUGAAUAUAAAUAAGCUCUGCCUUUUGAAUUAAUCCAAGAUUUAGUUUGAAAUUUAAACCACUUUUUCAGGCAGAAUCAAACUGUGGCAUGUGGGCCGUAUUCGGCGCGUAAAGACUUUUAGCUCCGCCCACUGGUCGUCAGUAAAAAAAGACACAUUUCUCCUGUACGUCAGUUCUAUUUUCUCACAGGAUUCUGCAACCAAUAGCCAGUUUAUUUUCCGAGCAUUUACCCGAUGGAUGAGAUACAGCAAUCCGUGUCUUCAGAUGAGCUCAUCAUUCCCGCCUUGCUCAUCCACGUGCGAUCGAUCUUGUGUUUUAAAUCAUGAGCUUGUCUCAAACUGGUGUUGAAAUUGAGACCUCCUGACCCGAGACCAGAGCAAACAGAGACCAAGACCAAUGAGGGGGGUGAGACGAAGAGUAGGGUGAGACCUAGACCAAGACCAGGAUCAAACUGGAUACAUAACCCUACAGGUCCUGUGUUUAGUUUGGUCUCUGUCUUGGUAUUAGUCCCGCCCUCCUCAAUGGACUUGGUCUCAGGCGCUCAGAGUCUUGGACCCUGUCUCUGCAUGCUCCAGUCUCGAUCUCGACUAGAACACUGAAGCUCAGUGGACUGCAGUGGACUAUAACCCCUGUGGUAAUGAAGGGAUUACUGUAGUGCCGCUGACUCACUGUAUCGUAUUGUUGACCACUCGACUGCACCGCUGGCUCUCACAGCUGUCAGUGGUUUCACACUGACUUCAAUUGCACUGACUUGACUGCACCAGGAGGCCGGCAGUAAUCCAUGAAGAUGUACCGACAUUUCUCAUGACACACUGACGCUGGAACUGGACUGUAGAAUCCAAUACCUGCAGCCCCUGUGAUGCUUUCCUCCGAAACAUUCAGGCGAAGAUCACGACAAUAUUUGUCAGUUUGUGAUGUCCCUGUAAUACCCGACUAGAGGGCGCACUUCAGACUCACUGACCCUCGUGGUGUGGAGUAUUCUUGUUCGCUUUCAACCCUUUUUUAGAAUUGUUUUUGGUGAAACUGAGCAGCGGUGAGCGUUCACUAUUUGUGAUGUGGUGAAUAAAUUGUACGAUAAAUUACAUAUUGAUGCUUUGAUCCAGCUGAAAGUCUUUGAUGUCAUGACUUUAAAACAAGUAAUCCAGAGGGGAGAUGACGGUCAUCAGGUGAUCUCAUCCUCCGUCCGGGUCAGCUGGAGUGUGGACUGUCUGGAUCAUUUGUGAGCAAAGCCUUAUUUUUGCGGAGAAACGUUACACAGCUGCUGCCAUUGUUUCACGCUGCUUUCAUCACCGUGACUCCUUAGACAAGCUCAUAUUACCGUUGAGAUACUUUCAGAAAUGAAGCUUCUCGUCUUCAAAAAUGCAGACCUUUUUUUUUUUAAAGAGAAUUUGAAACUCAGUCUUGUACUGAUGGAUAGAGAAAUUGGUUUGAAUUGUACUCUAGAAUCACAUGUGGCGCCCCCGGUGGCCAGAGAACCUGCUCACGUGCGUCUACGUUUCUAACGCUGAAAUAAUGCAUUGGACCACCUGCCUCCUCCACUCAAUCUUUUCUCGCCUCUUGGAACUUUUCAAUCUGCUGCCUUCAUUUUCCUGUCAGAAGUAGGAUCCAGUCCAAACAAGACGCCAGAGCUGACACUGAUGUGGCAGGUGUUGUCUUUUUGUCGUCUGAGAAGUUGUUUUAUUGUCACAUUCGAUGUGUAUCAUGAGUUUAAUGAGUCUCUGGACUCUUGAGUCUUUCAAAGUUAUUCCCACCUCUGAUGCAGUUUCAGAGCCAUCUGUCAGUAUAUACUGUAGAACAUUAGCUGCAAGUGUGGGUGGAAAGUGAAAGUGGACCUAUGUCAGAGUUCAUGUUCUACUUAAAAUACACUCUUACUUGAAAUAUUUCAUUCAUAUUUAUAUGAAGUGAUAUUUAAAAAAUACUUCUGACCACUUUUUUUCACAAGAGCAUCAAGGCCCUGGGUUCAACUCCAGCAGGAGGCAGCGUUAGGCUGACUGUGUUCUCCUACAUUGAUGUCUGAACCAUGGGCUUGACUGGACUACCUCGCCCUCCUAGUGGCUGGAACAAACAAGUGAAACAUUUUGAUCCAAAGAAUUGACAGACAUUUGAAAAAAAACACACAAAAUAACAAACAUAUUUCCGGCACAUAACCCUUUAUUUACAAUCCUGUCGCCACCAACAGGAUUUCUCAGUUGAAAUUACUGUAACUCCUCAAAGGUUUAUCUCAUCUAGAACAUCACUACCCCAUCUGAUAACAGAGAACCAGGGCUUUACGCUUAUGUGUUUGGUGCUAAUGGAAGCGAAAACUAUGAGUGUUUGUACUCACCCAGCUGGACGUCACUGAGAGGAAGCAAGAUGAAAAAAAGGCUGUUUUUGGAAAACAGGUUUGGAGUUAGAAAGUGAGUCGGAAUGGGAUUUUGGCAGUUGUUUCAACAUGUGGGUCUCACCUAAAACCAUUCAUAAAGCGUAAAGUUUCAUAUUUUAUCUAUCUGUCCAGCGUUGACAAUGCAUUUCAUUUUAACGUUAUUAUUUUUAAAGUAUAAAGUGGUGGAAUCCACUGUCUUUUUCAUCUUUUUAUUAUUAAAUAAUACACUUGUUUGGAGAACGUCAUUUAUUUGACAAAAACAUUGACACAUUCCCCACAUUUUUUAAUCAAUUCUACAGCCAUAAUAUCCAAAUAAAUCCAGGCCACCUGUUCAGAACUGCAGUCGUGAAAGUGGUUGUGACGAAGUCACAGCAAGUCUGCAGGUGGAGGGUGAAUGAACCCUGAGUAACUGAUAAAAUAUUGUCUCAUAACUGAGCAUCAUCGCCUGUAUGUCAAUGCGGAAACACUCAUCUCCGCUGGUGUGGUGGAGUCUGAGCAGCUCUGACUCCCGUGCCAUGGCCACUCCGGCUUCACGGCUCACAGGAGGCGGACUCUUCUCUCUGAAACUGUCAGAUUAAACAUUACAAUCCCACGGUGCUUUUGAGGAUAAAGCCCGAAGAUUUGUCUCCUCUUAAAACUGUCUCGCCGCAUUACAGAGGCUCAGUUUCUCGGGGGCUGCGGGCGCUCGGCCAGCGAUGCCUUCCGGCCCCUGGGGGCAGAGCAUACACACAAACUGAUCUGUCAGCUCCAAUCCUGUGAUUUGGAGGUCUGAACGCACAUGGCAGUCAUUGAAAACAGGGCUGUUUAGUCGCGGGAGCGCAGCGCGCCGUUGUCAUAAACAAUCCCGCGGCUCCAGUCCGCCGCAGAGAAACGCUGACACUCUGUCAUUUGCCGGGGCAUGUAGGCCUCGCCGAGACUCCUCGCUGGCUAAUCUGGCGCUUGUUCCGCGCGCGGCUCAAGUGUCACAGUAAACGCCGUACGCGCGACUCCUGCUUUACGCUACGAUAUGCACUCUGGUGUUUUUCCCCCCCGAAUUUAUUUCGCAUUUAAUGCUGUGUUGUGACAGGCUGUGUUUACGGAAGGGCUGAGACCUGGCAACAAAUUAGUGGAGGAGAGGUUUCUAGCUUUUACCUAGCUGGACGGAUAUCACAUGAAAAGUUGAGCGUGCAGUCAGUUUUCAGUCUUAAAUAAACACUGAGGCUCCCAGUUAUGAUGCACUGAGCUGAUGCUGUAUUUCUGUGAGCUGAAGAAUCUUCCCCAUAAGACAUUCAGACUCUUUACUUUGUGGAACCUUCAUUUGAGACCCUUUUAAGUACAUGUACGGAUUCUUCCAAGGCUCGUCUCCGUCACUGCUGCCAAGGCUAAACCCAUCGACAGAUCGUCUCAUUUGGAGUGAAAUGUGUUUUGAAAGAGAUUUGGAAUCCAAAUAUAGCUCCUUUAUUUACUUUUUUUAAUUGUUUUCAAUAGUUUUUGGCUUUGUUUAAGGGUCCUGGACUGAAAACUGUUGUUCCGUUGGUAACUCAGACAUCCAUCUGUGAGUUAAAAAUGAUUUCAGUGCAGACCGCGGGUCGGUCGGUCGGUCAACCCUGCGCUGAUUUAAAUGAUGCGCAUCAUCAUUUUCCGGGUCGCAGAGGGACACAAAGUGCGAGAACUUUCUGGAACUCUGGAACUGGCCCGUCUUCACAGCACCGCGACUCCCAGGUGGCUCUGGCGCUCAGCUGUUUCCUACCUGCGUUUCAUGUCGUUGAAUCGUCUUCACUCGGUGAUUCCUACUUUUCAAACUUUUUAAUGAUCAGGGACCGAGCCGUCCCAGUUUGGCACCGCCACUCUCCGCCUUAAACGCUCGCCGCCACGUCCAAUUCGCUCUCACUUCCUCUAGCAGACAGAUGCGACUCCUUCCUCCGUCGGGAGCCGAGCUUCGUGAGCGUGUCUGAUUGAUGUCAGCGCUUUGGACGAGUGUGAGCUUCAUUUACUGUUGUUUUCUCCCGGGUCUUUUUCGGAUGUGUGUGUCAGCUCACGAGUUGGUUUGUGUGCAGCUGUUGGCACUUUUACAUUUGUUUGUGUGUCGGCGUGACUUUGAGUGGCAGUGCCACCGUUUGCUGACUCGGCAGAAAGAAGACUAUUUUCUCUCUGGCGCAGUUUAAUAUUGGUGCUGCCUUUAGAGUUAGUUCAGGGGUCACCAACAUGGUGCCCACCGGCCUUUGGAAAAAAAAAAAAAAAAAAAAAAAAAAAAAAUAUAUAUAUAUAUAUAUAUAAUAUAUAGCUAUGUGGAAACAUGCAGAAAUACGGAGGAAAUGAACGGACAAGUGACGUCUGUAUCUGAAACGUUGAAUAUAAAUGUACCUUCCUGAUGAGUCAAAACUGAUUUGAUAUAUCAUAGAGACUCAUCCUCGUACCUUGUAUUGUAAGAGCAAAGUGAAAACAGAAUACAGAAGAACAAUUCUAUGAUAUAGAUGCGUGAUUGUAUCGUAAAGUGUUGUUCUCGGUCUUGGUCACUGUCUUGCUCUGGUCUCAGUCACAACACUGCCCUGAGCCCUUUAAUGCCACCACUCAUACUUGGGAACAGGCAUCAAAGAUUCACUAUUUAACACCUUGGGAGUGAGAAUGUGCUUAUCAGCCUCAACCUGGGUUCCACCAAGAGUUUUACUUCCUAACCCUGUUUGUGGUUGGUGAGAUUUUCACUGAGUUUCAGUCGAUAUUUAGUGAAGUGCGACUCGUACUCGUGAAGUGCCACUUCACUCAGCUGAGGCGGACUCCCUCCCUGCCUCACGUCUUCAAACUCGAGCUACAGAGGUCCAACAGUACCAGCUGGCAGCUGAGCGACUAGACUCAAGAGGGCAGGAGGAACAGAAAAUGCACGGCCAGAGAUGACGAAUCCUCCUGAUGUGUAAAGCGACGUUUAAGUUUCCCGUCACGUCUCCUGCAGCUAGUGUGAAGGCAGAGUCAUGACUCACGGGUGAAUGCUAGUCCCAGCUCUCCCACCGCAAACCUUCAUUGUGAAGUUUAAGAUGCCAUUUUAAAGUCAGUGCUUAUCUCCUGCUCAACAAUAUCAGCAUGUUUCACCCGAGUGCAGCGUCUCCACUUCCCGCUCACAAACAUUCCUGGAUCAGUGUUUCAUAUUUCCUCUCCCUCAAACGUGUUGUGGAUAUACAGUAAUCCCGGGCAUUACAAGCCCGACGUGACACUCAGACGCAGCGACUCUGAGCUGGGAUUAGAGAAAAGUUAAAGAAGGCUUCACGGGAAGCGACACUUUAUCUGAGCGGCAACGGCAUCAAUAUGAACCAGGAAUGCACCACAGUAAUGCAGGGAGCCCACAAGGACACGCCGCUAUCGAUUUGUCCUCGAAGUCGCAGGUAACCAUUAGCUGAAGAGCCAGCGGAGACUCCAUUAGCCGACGCUGUGAUGCUUCAUUAUGUGCUUGUUAACAGGAAGUUUAAUGAAUUCAGAUCAAUGAUUUUGCUCAACAUGGUUUUAUGUUUUUCAAGCAACUCAAGGAUGUUUCAGAAGCAGGAGGUUUGAAGCGUUCCUGCAGGCCACGGGGGCCACCAGAGACGCGUUGAAUCUGCUCACGCCGCGCGAAAAAAUGGCUUUGAUGAAGGCACGGUGAGAAAUAAAUAAAUAAAACACGCGGCUUUAAAAACAGAUUUUUUAAUCACAGUGAUUUUAUUUGUAAAUAAUUCACAAACAAAGGUUUAUUUCUUCUUCGCUGUUUGGCCAUUCUUGAAAAUUUUACUUUCCCUCAAGUCAUACUGAAAACACUGCUUGUAAUAAAGCAUAAUUUAAAAUUUGAAUUUCACCUGUACUCGCCUGCUGAUUUAUAUUGAGAAUGUUUAAAGGAAAUAAUUAUAAACUUAAACGCACAACAUUCUUCCCCCAAAUAUUUUAGUGACAGAAUUGGUGUUGGUUUGAUGUCCCUCAACAGUCAGUGUGUGUAACGUGGCCCCGUAUUUCCCUUCUCUUGUUCCAAACCCAAAUCAUCAAAUCAGCCAAGCAAUGGAAUUUUAGCGAUGAAUUCAUUUUUUUAUGUAGCCAUUAGCGCAACAAUAAUUUAGCUGAGACCUGGAGAUGCACACAAGCCACGGGAGGGUAAAGAAAUACUUCUACUAUUGGACAAAUGAGGUGCACAAAUUGAAGUCCUGUAGUCUCCGGGGUCAAGGGUCAUCGAGUUACUGGGCACUGAGUUGCCACAGAUCAGCCGACCUCUGUGUGAAGGCAUUGUCCCUUGCUUGUGUUCAUCAUCAAAAGUCCAUGUCAUAUAGAGACCAGCUGACUGGUAGAUUUCCUGGCCUCCUCUACGCCGUGCUUGCUGCAGAGCUAACACUUUAUGUUUGUGUGUAUUUGUUUGUGUUUUCAGUUUCGGUGUGAAGUGUGUUUAAACAUGAAAACCCAGUUGGUGAAUUUUUCAAGCCGAUUUAAGCGUCCUCUCAGCAGCUCAUCACCUGUGUGUCAACAAUCCCGAUCUGAACCCGGUCUUGCGUCCGCCCUCCUCUCAGAGCGUCAUCUGAAAUGCAGAGCUGGACACUUCAUUAUCUCCCUGCCGUCCCUCACUGACCUAUAAAGGCGUCAUUCCGUGCUCACCGGCCACUUCCUCCCAGGUGGCCACAUCAGCGCUUCUGCUCUCCCUAAGUUUGUUUGGCGAUGCUGAAUAUUGCCCUUUUCUAAUAAGCAUUCAUAAUUUACCACUGCCUCGAAGGCAAUGGAAAGAGGAGGGGAGGGGGCUCAUGGACGGUGAUGGGAAGAGACUCAUUUUACCCGCUAGAUUAUCACUGGUGAAGGCUUUUCCAGAGCUGACAACAAUCUAUUGCAUGUUUGCUCCUGCUGAUAUAACCAUGGAGUGAAAACACGUGAAGACAGAAGACAUGAUUUUGGAACAAUAAUGGCUCUAUACACUUGAAUUAGCAGCACUUUUGAACCUCACUUUAACCCCUUUAGGACCACAAAUGGACACGUUACUUCAAUUAUUUUAAUGGAGGUGUUUUAAAAAAUGUGCUAUGAAUGAGAGAUUGUGCCCCUUUUUCCCAAACUGGUGAGUGUCCAGGUGUUUUUUAGCAGCUGUGGUAGGACUAAGGACUGCUCCAAAACUAAAGCUAAAGGCUAACAUUACCUCAUACUUGCUACGGACAAAUUGAAUCAUUUUAGUGACUCAAUGAAUUGAAUUCAUCAAAAUGAAUGCAUCUGUUUCCUGUCAUUCAUUUGGCAGUUGAGGUUCUUAAGUUUCGGCACCUGAUGGAGACAAUAAAAAUUUCAAUCGUAAUAAUCUGUUCUAUCUAUCGCCCACUCAGCGAGCCACUGAAUAAGAGAGCUGAACAUCGAGGCUUGAAUCAAGAUCCAAAAAAAGCCAAAAAUGAAGAUGCAGAGCAUCAUGGGAAGUCACGGAAGCUGAGCUUGUUCUCAGUUUCACAUCCCUAACUGGGGGAAAAAUUGGAAUGAAGUCCGGGAAACUAGUCCCAGUCAUGACCAUAUUUUGACCUCUAAUGUCAGAGUAGGUUCUAUGUAAAGAAUGGUGAUGGGUGGAUGAGACAUCAUGAAACCGUGUCCUCAUUUCCAGAGCCCAGUAGGUGGCGCUCUUGGGUUAAAAAUUGUGAAAAAUUGUGUGAGGUUUCUUUGAAAUGCCCGUUCAAAUCCAAAGAUUUUCGAGCACAGCGUGCCCUCUAGUGGGCUCUGAAAAUGAGGACACCUUCAUGAAGCCGUAUCUUCCCGUCACUAGUGAAGAGCCACAGAAUGGAAUACUAAAUAUGGUUGAAUAUGGCAUCUCUGGGAUUAGAGAGUCAAAGCUGAAAGGCCCUUGGCUUUUCUCCAACACUUGCCUAGCGACUCUGGAAGCCACUUGGCGAGUCAUUCUACUGGUGACGGAGGUCAGCACCCGGAUUUACCGCCUCUGCCUAUGUAACUGCGAAGUUUAUUGGCAGUUGUGGUCGAGUUUCCGCGGCCUUGGUUUACUUCCUGACCGGAUAAUUUACCAGCAAUUCUCAGCAUUGACAGGCACAAUCCUGUGACCUUUUCAAAGACAAAGGCCUUGGAAUUUAAUUGGAGUUGCUCAAGCUGCUUUCCUGCCAUGGCACGCACUUAAUAAGAGAGACAAAGUGAUUGAUGGGAACCCAAAAUUUCCCUGGCAUCGUCUCCUGGCCAGUCCUGGUGGUAUUUAGAAGGGGAAAGACUCGCUGUCCAUUUGGACAUCCAGUUUAAUGAUGGAUAUCAUUAUUAUUAUACUGUAAAAAGGUUGCCACCUGGCUUCUACUUUCCUGGGUUUUCAAGUUGGUCAGACCAAAGUUCAGCAUCAUCCUGUGGUUUGCUGAGUUGUUUUCCUUCUUGAUGGGAUGGUGGACUCCAAGAUGCCAGUGCCAGGAUGCAUGGAUUGGAAAGGAAUGGAGCUCCAGCCAACGCUCAGAUUGUGCACUCAGGAGCAGCCUGCAACGUGAAGGAUGAUAACAUCAGCGAGAGAAUCUACACCAUCAAAGAAGGAGACACGCUGGUGCUACAGUGCAUCGUCAAAGGGCACCCCAGACCACAGGUUCGUUGGACCAAGACAGCAGGAAGUGCGUCGGACAAGUUCCAGGAAACAUCCAUCUACAACGAGACGCUCCGCAUCGAGGGCAUCCAGCGGGUGCAGGGGGGUCGCUACUACUGUAAGGCCGACAACGGGAUCGGAGUGGCUGCCAUCCGGUCCAUCCGCGUCGAUGUGCAGUAUCUGGACACGCCGGUGUUGACCGUCCACCAGACCAUCAGCGAUGUGCGCGGCAGCUACUACCAGGAGAAGACGGUGUUUCUGCGCUGCACUGUCAACUCCAACCCGCCUGUUCGGUUCAUCUGGAAGCGAGGAACAACACUCAUCGAGCAGAGCAAGGACAACGGCGUGGACAUCUACGAGCCGCUUUACACUCAGGGUGAGACGAAGGUGCUGAAGCUGAAGAACCUCAGGCCCAAGGACUUUGCCGAUUAUACCUGCCAGGUGUCUGUGCGCAACGUCUGCAACAUCGUGGACAAGUCGGUGACUUUCAGACUCACCAACGCCACCGCGCCCCCGAUGAUCCGACUGGCGGUCAACGACACGGUGGUGGUGGAUCCUGGACAGGAUGUGAACAUCAACUGUGAAGUGACGUCAGGCUACCCUCCUCCCACCAUCACCUGGUCCCGGUACCCCGACCCCCUUCCUCUCAGCGCUCAGGUCCGCGGCUCCACUCUGAUGCUCCGUGCGGUGACGCCGUCCGACGCCGGCUUCUACAACUGCUCGGCCGUCAACAACGUGGGGAACCCGGCACGCAAGAACUUCAACCUCGUCGUCAGGACGAUGAGCAACCUGACCUUCCAGAUCACGCCAGACUCCAACAAGGACAGCGAGACCAUCCAAAUGGGCCGCGACCUCAAGCUGUCAUGCCACGUGGACGCCACGCCGCAGGACAAGGUCAACUACACCUGGUACAAGAACGGAGCACUGGUCUACAACUCCGAGAGCCUGAUCCUGCUGCGCAGCGACCCGGACAUGGCGCCUGGAACCAGCAGCCUGGAGAUCGUGGACAUGAAGUUCAGGGACUUGGCCACCUACAGCUGCGUGGCCAACUUUCCUGGGAGCAGAGUUCCCGAACUGAGAGUGGACGUCAACAUCUCACAGAACAGCGUGUCUCCCCCGAUGCUGUCGGUGCCCCCUGGUGGUCAGACGGUCGUGGCUCGUGAGGGUGGCACGGCUGAACUGGUGUGCCUGGUGGUGGAUGGGAAGCCUCGCCCGCCUAUUCUGUGGUCCCGGUUGGAGAAGGACCUGCUGAUGCCGUCGGGUCAACCCCUGGUGGAGACACCCAACGGUCGCCUGAGGCUGAAGAACGUCAGCCGGGACAUGAUGGGCUCGUACCGGUGCCAGACUGCGCCGUAUAACGGGCUCAACAUCAAGCGGCGCGAAGCGCAAGUCCAGCUCAACGUGCAAUAUCCGCCCAUCCUGGACCCGGUCUUUCAGGACGUCCGUUCCAGGAACUACCAGAUGGUGACGCUGCGGUGCGCCGUCCUCCGCUCCAACCCGCCGCGACUCAACGACAUCCGCUGGCUCCGUAACGGCGACUUCGUCCGAAUGCCCAUGCCGGACCUCAAGGAGACGCCGGAGCUCAAGUUCAAGCUGGAGCCCACCAGCAACGGCACGUACGAGUGCCGAGUCAGCAACAGCGCCGGGACAUCGACAUGCACCUUUAACGUCUCAGCUCAACCCUACAAUGCCGAGUUCUACUUCGACACGCCGAACCCAGUCCGGAUCCUGAAGGGGAACAACUACUCCUACAACCUGCAGUGGACCCAGAAAGACCCGGAGGCCACCGACCGCAUCAUCGGCUACUGGGUCAACGUCCGGAAGAACAAGGCCAACCUGAUGUCCAAGCAGAUCGACCUCAGAGGGAAGGAGCCUGAGAAGGGGGUGCUGAUCUCUCAUGUCAUAUCAGACCUGAGGAUCCCUCUCUCCUACGAGGUCCGCCUGGCCCCCAUCACCACCUACAGCACCGGAGAGUUCGUCAGCCGCAUCAUACAGUACUCUGAACCCUACACCUACCCGAGACCCUCAGACCAUGUGUGUGGCUUUGAAGAUGCACGCAUCUGCGGUUUCACCCAAGACCGGACGGAUGUCUUUGACUGGACACGACAGAACCACCUGACCCAGAAUCCCAAGCGGUCUGCCAACACUGGCCCGGAGACCGACCGCAGCGGGACAAAGGAGGGCUACUACAUGUACAUCGAAGCAUCGCGGCCGCGAGUCCAGUGGGACAAGGCUCGUCUCCUGUCCCCUCUUUUCAACGUGACCUCGGUGAAGGGGCCCAAGGGCUCGGGCAGAGUGGCGUACUGUGUCUCUUUCUACUACCACAUGAAGGGCAAACACAUCGGGACCCUCAACGUCCUCCUGAGAGUGAAAAGCAUCGCUUUCGUGGACACGGUCAUCUGGACCAAGUCGGGUCACCAGGGUCCGGAGUGGAGGAAAGCCUUCUUCGACAUCACCCCCAAUGGACCGUUCCAGAUCGUCUUUGAGGGAGUCCGCGGUCAAAGUUUCGAGGGGGACAUCGCCAUCGACGACGUCUCCAUCACGUUGGGGAAGUGCAAGCAAGAGAACACUGUUGCCAGUGCAGGUAAGACAGUUCUGAUCGGAGGCUCACACUCGCUGUCGCUGACCUGGUGGCUGACCGUGGGUCUGGCCUUCGCCCUGCUGCUGCUCUACAGAUGAUGAGCACUUGCCACGUCGACUCCUUCAGUCCAGGCUGCCCCCUUUUCCUCUCAGCCAACCCCCCUCCCCGCCGCACCCCUCUCCUCGCCAUCUCAUACGUCUUGCUUUGAUCGUACCACUUCCUCCUUUGCUUCUCAGCAUUUAAUCAACCGACUCACAAGACUUUCCCAAAUCCACCUCACCCCACCACCCCACCAUCGACCUUCAUGAUGUAUUCUCACCCGCCUCCCCCCCCGAUCCCCAGACACACCAAAGUGUCGGACACUCUACCAAAGAUGACAAAGGACCUGAGGGAAUAACAGGAGGGCCGGCAGCCAAGCGCCAGAGGAGGAAGGGAAUCCUUCUUUUCUUAGGUUUUCCCAGACUGUCAUCGUGCCCCAGAUUUUUGGGAAGAAAUGACAAGAGACAAUGAAGGAAAGAACGUUGAGCGAAAGCCUCUCUGCUUGCCCUCACGCUUGCCACAAAAGACUGGAAACCUCAGUGCGGAUUUUACGUGUACAUUUAAUCUAUAUAUAUAUAUAAAUAUAUAUAUAAAUAUAUAUAUGAGGUAUAACAAGACUGCAACACGAGGACGACGACGGACCUUUCAAAGUGGAAUUAAAGAAGCACAACGUUUAUACAACCUCUGCUAUUCCUUUGAGUUCUUUCUCGGAUUCUGUGAAAUUUGUCAGAGUGAUUCAGUGUUUUUGAUAUUUAGCUUUCUCUUCUUGGUUUUUGGAGGGGCAAUAAAGUAUUAUAUUAAUAUGAUGGGAUGGAUUUUUGAUCCAGGAGACGGAGCGUAUGGAGACAUUGAGAAGAUUUGUCGAGUCCGUUUCGUGUUACGUUGCAGACCGGAUCCGUUGCCUGGCUUUCUUGUGUAUCACGAGUUCAUUCCAAUAGGGGUCGGCAUUGAGUCCUAACACCUUAUCAAGAACAAUCAUGUUUUAACAUAUUAUUCAAGAAGCCAUGUUAGCCGCUGACGCAAGCCUAAAUUCAUUAUUAUUAUAUUUUGAAGACAUUGUUUGAGAUAGCAAUAUAUAAAGCUUUGUGUUACAAACAGAUGGAUAUUUAGAAGUGAGCAAAUGUCUUCAGAAAUGGAACAAAAAUGUGUCUUAAAUGACAUAAAAAUGACCAAUUUACCAAUAUGGGCGACAACAUCCACAUGUAAUCCUACAUCUUAUCGAAUAUUCCUCAUGUAGCAUCUGACUUGGCCUUUAAAACCAGUCCCAGGUUCACCUGGCUAGCACCCAGAUGGCAUGACCUUAGGAUCAGUGUCCAACCUCAUUGGUGUUCCGUAUCAUGGCGCAAGUCUCUAAAAGGCUCCCAAAACGUUCCCCAAACCCUUCAGGUUUGGGUCUCCAUGCUGGCUGUGUGACUAGGUUUAGACGGUUCCCCAUCCCAUCCUGGAGUCUUUCCACUGGAGCAGAGUUGAAUUGUGAUACAUUUUCGGAAAUCUCUGUUUAUUUUAUUUAUUUAUUUAAAGGAAAGUAACUGCCAAUACGUCCCAUGGAAUUAAAAAAAAUGAAUGGGAGGUUCCAUUAAAAUGGUUGUUCAAGUCUGAAGAUUUUAGAGCAGAUAGUGCGUAUCAAGUGGCAUUUGAAAAUGGGGACAGUGUUUCAUGAUGCUUUCUAUUUAGUAACUCCUGCGUCAUAUGAACUGUGUCUUUACAAUUUCAUCAGUCUUGGGGGAGAAAGACCUUCCUGAGACAGAUACACUUCUGUUGGUCUCAGAAGCCGAGUCAGGUUGGAACCUGAACUGAGCUGAAGCCCACUGUCUGGUGGAAACACUCAACGCAAACUUGUGAUGGGCCGAUGAGGCUUCAUGAAACAGUGUCCCCAAUUUCAGAGCCCACUCUCUGACACUCUCUGCUCUAAAAUAUUCGGAUUUGAACAAAACAUUUCAACAAAAGCUCACAUCAUUUUUGAACCAUUAGCGCCACCUACCAAUCUCCAAAACUAAUCACAGUGUUUCAUGAAGCCUCAUCAGCCCAGGACGAUAGGACACCAUGACUAACUGCGGCUCUUUAUGAAGUGACCCCAUGUAAAGUUCUGGAUAACUGCGCUGAGCAUAUUAUUUGAAGGCGCAUCACGUCCCGCCCAGGAAAGACACACCUCCAUCGAGCUCUUCCAGGUCCAAACACAAGUUCAUUUCAAAGCUCUUCACUUCCACUCUGCAUUGAAUGUCAUUGACAGGCGUGCGCGUACUUGUGGUUGCAUCAUCAUAUCCUAACAGUGAAUGUACUCUCAACAAUCCAUAGAUUGUGGAUUCCAAGCAAUACUCAUAUUGAUGAUCUAUAUACUCGAGUUUAUUCUUAGGCCCUCCAUUGUAUGACGUCAUCCUCACUCAUGUAUGUUCGCAUCUACAUAUCGUUUCAGGGAUUGAAUGUGAAGUCAAUCCCCGUUUUCAUUGCUUUACUGUAGCAUUUAACCCGCAGGAUUACAUGUCACGUCUUCUUCAUGGGCUCAUUGUUUGGAUUAUUUUGUGCCGUUCUUUUGCCAUUGUUCCGCCUCCAUGUUUGCCAUCUUCAAUGUCCUGAUGUAAAGUCUUGUGUACGCUGAGGACGAUUAAAACUGUCAAGGAUGAAAACCUGUUGCAAGUUUACUUAGGUGAGAGGUCAUGUGAUGUGAAACUGCUGCUAAGGCUCAGGUGGAUCUGCAUGGGGAUGGGACGGGCCACUUGUGACCCCACACUGGCGCCACAUACCCGGUAAAUGGACAAAACCGUCGUACAGAUUCACAGCAGUUUGGUUUGACCCUGGAUGUGUAUUAAAGCCAAGAUGCCAGCGAACGCCGGCUAUUAGUGAUGAGCUGAAGAGGCUUCAUGAAACAGUGUCAGCAUUUUCACAGCCCACUAGAUGGCACUGUCUGCUCUAAUAUCUUUGCAUUUAUAUGAUUUCAUUUCAUUUCAUUAAAACUGAUAGCGCCACCUACUGAGCUCUGAGAAUGAAGACACUGUUUCAUGAAGCCUCAUCACCCCAUCACUACUGGUCACGUACAACUUGAACAGUUUGCAACAAAUCUUGUUCAAAAGUUUUUAUUUAUUUAUUUAUUUUUUGCUCAUGUCCCACAUCAAUCCAGUCAUGUUGUCUUUUCCUCCCACAAAUCACACCCCCCCACACCUCAACCAUAUAUGUUGACAGGAUGGAAAAUGAGUCUUUGGAAGGAGUAUCAUUGCAAUGGAGACCCGGAGAGUUCAUGAUCCUUUCCUCAUGCUGUUGGUAUUAGAUCACUUCAUCACAUUCUCUCUCACAUAUUGACGGCUGUCUGGUAGACUUAUCGGUCCAAUGUUGGCACUGAAGCCUUCGCCAUUGCAUGUUGAUGCCGAGGCGUUUUGAAAUCACCGAAGGUUUCCCAUCUGUGGCAUUAAGUGGGAGGGGUCCAAAGGCCCGAGAGUGUCGACCGUAAGCUCUAAUUGAUACUUCACUUCUGAUGUUACUUGGUAUAUAUAGCACCUUUUAUGGCCUUGUGAUUCACUCGCAAUGUCAACAAGUGUGGCCCACAAGUGAAGCCUAGCAAGUGACCAACUUACCACGCACCAGUUUCACAAGCAUAAUACCUACACAAGCAUGGUGUGUGUGGCAUGGCUUAACCCUCACCCCCAUAUAUUUUUUCACAGUGAUGCACUGCAUGCACCGACGCUGCCUGUUUCCAUGAGUAGCCUCACGCAUCCAACACAGACGCUUGUGUUCAGUGUGAGUCCGGGGCGCAGAAGGUUGUUGUGAGUGGAGGUGGACUUGAGGAAAUAUAUAUACCAAGUGACAUGAAAAUUUACUUAAAAGUGCUGAACGUAAUGAGUGUCACUGUUGCUGCCCGACAUAUAAGGAAAUAUUUGGGGAGGGGAAAUUAAAAAUGACCUAAUAUGUCGACCUAAUAUGUCCUUCCAGAAUUUAGACUUUUUUCUUUCCUAAAAUGCCUGACUUUGCGGCAGAUUUAAAAAAAAAUAUGGUGCUUUUUAGCCUGAAAAAAAGCUCCAGGCUGCAAUGGCUUUAACAAAAUAUAUUUUAUUUGCAAGAAAAAGAGAAGUGUAUUUGAACAAAUAAUAGCCUCCCACCGCCAAAUGCUUUUGUGCGUACUAAAUUAAAAACUGAAAAUAAGUGCAUCAUGUUCAUGCUGACGUUCAAUGAGUAGUUUUGGGCUGACAGCGUGCAGUGAGCGCACGUUGUUUUGUAACAGAGCUCCUCACAAGGGCGGAGACUGGCGGACGUUUGGAUGGACGGAGUGUCAUGAGGAGAAAAGGUGGGGAAUAUUUGUAUCUGUGUGUGAGCGGAGUUGUUCAUUAAUCCAGCCAAUUAAAACAGCUCUACGGGGUCAGGAUGUACAGGGUCAGAAACAGCCUGGACUGGGAUGGAUCUGGAGGUCAGCCAUGUUUGUUUACGUCCAACCCGUAUAGUGUUCGGUGACGCUGCACCAGUAAGUUCCGCUUUUUACUUUGUCUAUUCUACAUUUCAUUCAUGGGAAUUUGGACAUUUAGGAAUGGAUUCAGGAUCAUUCACAUCCCAGAAGUGACCCUUGGUGGCAAUAUUUGGGGGCAAAUGUGAGCCUUUGGCGUCGCACAUGACUUCAUUUUUAAUCCCACCAAAAACUUAAUUGGUUGGAUUUACGGGAAAGUCGCAGUGAUUGGACAAAGCUGCAGCACCUCGCAGAACUCAUGGGGAUUGGUUGGAAUUGCGUUGUUUGGAAGCAAAAAUCCACUUCAUGAUGGUCGAUAUGUGACAGGAAUUCAUUUGAGCUGUUGACCCUUGUCUCUUGUUAAAGGUGUCAUCAAAAAAGCGACCGCUCUCCUUGCUUCCGUGAUGACAAAUGACUUUCUGUUUGGCAGUCUUGUUUGUUCCACUGUGUGUGUUUACAGCAGUGUUUGUGCUGCUGAAGAACCUGGUCAACAACAUGGGUGACUCACGUCCACUUUGUCCAUGAAGGAUCUGCUUUGCAGAAGAGAAGUAUCCCAUUGAGACGCUCUCUGAAGUCAAGUCUGAAAUCACAUGAGCUUUCACUGCUGCAACAGUUGUAGGGCUAAAGCUAGCACUAGCACCAAAGAGGAAUAGGAAUUUUCCCCCAACCCAACAGUACUGGGCCCAAGGAGUAGUGAGGGCCUCAUGAAGCUUCAUGAAACGGCGUCUUCAUUUUGAGAGCCCACUAGAUGGUGCUAAAAUCAUUGGAUUCCAACAACCAUUUCACUGAAACUUCACUUUAUUUAUAACCAAGAGCACCACCUAAGAGGACACUGUUUCAUGAAGCCUCAUGAGCCCAUCACUGCCAAGAAGUCCAACAUGACCCAACAAUAGUAUGUGACGUUUGGUUCCAUUGUGUCCAUCACAUGAGCAUCGGGUCCAACAUCUUCCUCCAUCCGACUCAUCCAACAUGCAGGUGAACACUAAGCAGCGACUGGUACACUGCCUGGUCCAGGUGCAGUCUGGAGAAACUGCCGACAAGCCCAGCGACUGUGUGGCAGCAUUUUUACACAAAUUAUUUUUGUGAGCUUGAAAAAGUGUUGAAAUAAGUUGGGUGCACAAAUAUUCAGAAAAG
Molecule: messenger RNA, 18770 nt
Organism: Synchiropus splendidus (mandarinfish)
Lineage: Eukaryota; Metazoa; Chordata; Actinopteri; Syngnathiformes; Callionymidae
Product: MAM domain-containing glycosylphosphatidylinositol anchor protein 1
Exons: 17
Coding region: 10429-13269 (946 amino acids)
Biological process (GO): homophilic cell-cell adhesion
Cellular component (GO): plasma membrane
Molecular function (GO): protein binding
Source: RefSeq, a predicted model, not a curated record